This is a messenger RNA of Habropoda laboriosa, 1882 nucleotides long. It is a transcript of the gene IntS11, whose product is annotated as integrator complex subunit 11. Bases 95 to 1882 code for a protein of 595 amino acids. NCBI's taxonomy places the organism in Eukaryota, Metazoa, Arthropoda, Insecta, Hymenoptera, Apidae. Gene Ontology annotation, cellular component: nucleus. The transcript has 5 exons. Gene Ontology annotation, biological process: snRNA processing. The record is from RefSeq and is a predicted model, not a curated record.
UUAUGUUUAUCAAUGCAACGAAGAGUAACGUCGAAUUUAAUCUGUUCUUGAUUACAAGAAAAUAAGAACGAAUUGCAGAAUUGUUAAUAAAAAAAUGCCAGAUAUUAAAGUCACUCCUUUAGGAGCUGGUCAAGAUGUUGGAAGAAGUUGCAUUCUUGUAUCAAUGGGUGGAAAAAAUAUUAUGUUGGAUUGUGGUAUGCACAUGGGCUUUAAUGAUGAAAGACGAUUCCCAGAUUUUUCAUACAUAGUUCCAGAAGGACCUGCAACUAGUUAUAUAGAUUGUGUGAUUAUUUCCCAUUUUCACUUAGAUCAUUGUGGUGCUCUACCAUAUUUUACAGAAAUGGUGGGUUAUACUGGCCCAAUUUAUAUGACACAUCCAACAAAAGCCAUUGCACCAAUCUUACUUGAAGAUAUGAGAAAAGUUGCAGUAGAACGUAAAGGAGAAAGCAACUUUUUCACAUCGCAAAUGAUAAAGGAUUGUAUGAAGAAAGUAAUUGCUGUUACAUUGCAUCAAUCUGUAAUGGUUGACUCAGAACUAGAAAUAAAAGCAUAUUAUGCAGGACAUGUACUUGGUGCUGCAAUGUUUUGGGUUCGUGUUGGUUCACAAUCAAUUGUAUACACUGGAGAUUACAACAUGACUCCUGAUAGGCAUUUAGGUGCUGCCUGGAUAGAUAAAUGCAGACCAGAUUUAUUAAUAUCAGAAUCAACAUAUGCAACAACUAUCAGAGAUUCUAAGAGAUGCAGAGAAAGAGACUUCUUGAAAAAAGUUCAUGAAUGUAUAGAUAGAGGUGGCAAAGUAUUAAUCCCUGUAUUUGCACUUGGACGUGCACAAGAACUUUGUAUAUUAUUAGAAACAUAUUGGGAGCGAAUGAAUUUAAAAGUUCCUGUAUAUUUUGCUUUAGGAUUGACUGAAAAAGCUAAUAAUUAUUAUAAAAUGUUUAUUACUUGGACUAAUCAAAAAAUCAAGAAAACUUUUGUACAAAGAAAUAUGUUUGAUUUUAAACAUAUAAAACCAUUUGAUAAAGCAUACAUUGAUAAUCCUGGAGCUAUGGUAGUAUUUGCUACUCCAGGCAUGUUACAUGCAGGAUUAUCUCUUCAAAUUUUUAAGAAAUGGGCUCCAAAUGAAGCAAAUAUGGUUAUUAUGCCUGGAUUUUGUGUCCAAGGCACAGUUGGACAUAAAGUUUUGAACGGUUCUAGAAGAAUUGAAUUUGAAAAUCGACAGAUUGUUGAAGUUAAAAUGGCAGUAGAAUACAUGUCCUUCUCUGCACAUGCUGAUGCAAAAGGUAUUAUGCAAUUAAUACAAUAUUGUGAACCAAAAAAUGUUAUGCUUGUACAUGGAGAAUUUGCUAAAAUGGAAUUCUUGAAAGAAAAAAUAAAACAAGAAUUUGGAACUAAUUGUUACAAUCCUGCAAAUGGAGAAACUUGUGUUAUCACGACUAUUGCCAAAGUACCAGUAGAUGCUUCUUUAGCAUUGUUAAAAGCUGAAGCAAAAAGAUAUUCGGCUUUGCCACCAGAUCCUAAAAGACGAAGAUUACUUCACAGUGUUCUAAUGUUACGAGAAGACGGAGCAUGUCUUGUAGAUGCAGAUGAGGUAACAAAAGCUGCAGGUAUAACGAAACAUGUAGUACGAUUUACAUCCACUGUUCAAGUAAGAGAUCCUGGACCAGCACAUUCAACGACUUUAAAAUUAUUACAACCAUUGAAAGAAAGACUAUCAGGUUGGACAGUUCAGCUAACAGAUGGAUCGAUAUCUGUUGAAUCUGUUUUAGUAAAAGUAGAAGGUGAUGAAGAUGAUCAAAAAAGUGUCUAUGUUUCAUGGACCAAUCAAGAUGAAGAUUUGGGUAGUUAUAUUUUAGGAUUUUUACAAACUAUGUUGAACUAA